UCUCCUAGACUUCGCAUAAUAAUCUCUAGAUAGGUUCCCUUCUAGAUCGAGCUUAAUUUGCCUUUAAUAACUUUAAGGAAAACUAAUAGCUGCUUUUUUUUGGGGUUCCCAAGGAGCUGUGGGGUUCAAUUGAAUCCCAUGUAUUUGUAUUCCGAAUCCAACAAGAUCGCCGUUUUUGAAUGUCCGAAUCGGUUAAGGCCUGCGAGCUCUCUCUCUCUCGAUAAAAAAAUAGAUGCGUACUUGCUUGAUGCUGCACGUAUGCAGUAAUCAAAUCAACAUGGCGUCUUCCCCGCCAAAACCCAAGCGUUUACGGCGGUCACCGUCGUACGGCCAGCCGCGCCUGGACGGCGAUCUGCUCGUCGACGAGGUCCUGACGCGCCUCCCUAUCGCCGCCGCCGUCCGCCUCCGCGCCGUCUGCCGGGAGUGGAACGCCGCCCUCACCUCCGACCACUUCGUCCGGGCGCACAGCGCCAGAGCCGCCGCCGCCGCGCGCCAGCCGGAGCUGCUCUUCUUCGCUCCAGGCGCCGGCAAAGGCAUCUCCACCUCCUUCUACGCCUGCUCGCUUCGCGACGGGGAGGCGCCGACCGCCGCCCGCGAGCUCCUCACCAUCGACUACAUCAGCGCAAACCGCACCGUGAUGUCGCCGACGCCGUGCAGAGGCCUCACGCUCAUCUUCAACACCCGUGCGCCGGAGUACUACCUCCUCAACCUGUCCACCGGCGAUCACGUCGUUCUCCCGCCAUGCCAGCGGGCCGAAGUUUUAGACGGGCUGCUGUUGAGGUUGCCCUGCGGCCGCACGUCUUAUUUCCCGGCGCGGCCGCCCUGGUCCCCCUUCGAGCUCUCCACCACCGGACUUGGCUUCGACACGGCGACCGGCGAGCACAAGGUGGUCAGGCUCUUCAAGAAACGCAACUGGGAUCACACCUGCGAGGUGUAUACCCCGGGGAGGGCGCCGGGCGGGUGGCGCCCCUGCGUCGGGCGAGUGCCGGCGUGCGCGGCCAACUUCGUCCCGGCGUUGCCUCCGGUGUUCGUCGACGGGUACCUCUACUGGCUGCUCCAGCCAGCCGGCCGCCGCGAAGAGCCGACUCAUCGCAUACUGUCCUUCUCCGUCGGCGCCGAGCAGUUCGGGUGGGUGCACGUGCCGACGGGGCUGUCUACCAUGAUGUGCCACCUCGCCAACCUCGACGGCUUGCUGUGCGCCGUCGUUGACAACCGCCUCUUCGGCGACGUCUACGCGCUCUUCACAUGGAGCGGCCGCUCGUCGGCGUCGGCGUCGUGGUCGGUGCGCUGCUCCAUCAACCUGCGGAGCCUGCCCCAGCAGGUGAGCGACGAGCUCGGGGAGGAGCGCGUCGUCGUCCCGCUGUGCAGCGCCGCCGGAGGCAAGGUCCUGCUCGCCACGGGGCGGCACAAGGUGUUCGCCUACGACGCCGAGAGCAACACCGUCGAGCGCGUGUUCCGCAUGCAGGAGUUCGUCGACGUGCCGGACGACGCCCUCACGGCUCGCCUGCUGCUCGGCGUCGGCCUCCACGAGGAACGUAUCGCCGACGUUCGCCAUGGCGCCGGCGGCGAGAGGAGGCUGGACGUAAAGCUUGGUCGAUGCGACAACGUGGUCGCCAAGCGAGAGGUGCCCGCUGACAUCAAGUACGACGACGACGGCAAGAUGACGGUCUUCUUCAAGCAUUUAGCCGAGCUGGGACCGCCUCACUUAAAUAUGUAAAUAAAUGUGGCUUUAUUAUUCAUGUUUCUGUAUUUAGAAUGAAAAAUAGAAAUACAUAGACACAUCCCAUAUUUUCAACCUUUAUC
Molecule: messenger RNA, 1803 nt
Organism: Oryza brachyantha (malo sina)
Lineage: Eukaryota; Viridiplantae; Streptophyta; Magnoliopsida; Poales; Poaceae
Product: putative F-box protein At2g02030
Exons: 1
Coding region: 233-1717 (494 amino acids)
Molecular function (GO): protein binding
Source: RefSeq, a predicted model, not a curated record